This is a messenger RNA of Ambispora gerdemannii, 405 nucleotides long. NCBI's taxonomy places the organism in Eukaryota, Fungi, Glomeromycota, Glomeromycetes, Archaeosporales, Ambisporaceae. The record is from the annotation of a GenBank genome assembly.
AUGUCUCUAGAACUAUUCAAGGGAAGAAUUCAGGAAUUCAACAAAACAACCAGACGAACAAGUGAUGCACGACGACUACAAUUUGUUUUCGGAGGUAAUAAAAUGCAAACGCCUUUUUACAUAUUUCUUACGAUGGUUGGAACGUGUAUGUUGGCGGUGGCUGUUUAUAUUGCGAUUUUGACGAUAUUUCAAGAGAUGCAAAAUAUAGAUAUUUUCGAAAAACUAAAAGAAUUUAAUCGAACUGAUAAUCCGAAUCUGGUAAAUUGGCGAGUUGAAGUAAAUCUAAAGAUGCCGGUAUUUUGGAACAUUCUUAAUAUUCACGAAAAGAUACUGAUAUUGGAGAUGUUAUCCUCCGAGUCAACUAUCACACUAGUAAUGGAUUCCCCAGAGAUGGUGAAUGUUUAA